Molecule: messenger RNA, 3208 nt
Organism: Eruca vesicaria subsp. sativa (arugula)
Lineage: Eukaryota; Viridiplantae; Streptophyta; Magnoliopsida; Brassicales; Brassicaceae
Source: the annotation of a GenBank genome assembly
CAUCUCCUUCUCUCUCUCUCUCUAUCUCACCCAUAAUUUUAAUUUCACAUCGAAAAAUUAAAAGAAAAAAAAAAGAAACUAAAAGAAAAUCACCAAAGAAAAACCUCGUUGCUACUCCUUCUCUUCGCCGUCACUGUCUCCUCCUCUCUAUCUUCUCGCCUUGAUUUUUCACUCAACAUCCUCUUCUGAUCUCUAACGCGACUUGGAUUGACCACGUCGAUAUGCAUGUUCAUGACUAGUCUCUUCUCCAAUUCACGUCGAUUCCUCCUCCGAUUCGUCUCUCUUUAGCUCCGUUAGGGUUUCGAGAUUUCCGAUUUGAAUUUGGAAAAAAAAGUUUAGUGGGUGGAAGAAAGUUUCUGUCUUUAGGAUGUUUGAAGUCAAAAUGGGGUCAAAGAUGUGCAUGAACGCGUCUUGUGGCUCGACCUCUAGUGCUGAAUGGAAGAAAGGUUGGCCUCUUCGAUCUGGUGCUCUCGCUGACCUCUGCUUUCGUUGCGGAUCUGCUUAUGAGACGUCUCGUUUCUGUGAAACAUUCCAUAUGGAGCAAUCUGGUUGGAGGGAAUGCUAUUUAUGCAACAAGAGACUUCAUUGUGGAUGCAUUGCCUCUAAGCUCAUUGUUGAGUUUAUGGACUAUGGUGGUGUUGGUUGUUCUACCUGUACUAACUCCCAUAAUAAGAGAGAGAAUUCAAGUGUGUUUAGCAGAUUGCCUAUGAAUAUUCAACAAACAAAUGGGGAAAAUGGAAUGAGUAAUGAGGGAAUAGUAAGAAGUGAAGCUGAUCUCUUUUCUCAGCCAUUAGUCUCUGGGGAUGACAAAAGAGAAGAGUUCAUGCCUCACCGUGGGUUUGGUAAUCUUAUAAAACCGGAAAACAAUAUCACCACCACUGGUUAUCGGCUGGACGCUGGGGAAUUGAAUAAAUCAUCAUCAUCACCAUCUCCUUCACAGCCUUCUUUGAAUAUGGCUUUGGCAACACUUCCUUAUAGCCCAUCUUUUGCGACCCCUGUAGUAGACGGGAAGAAACUCAUGGGUGGUGGUGCUUCUUCUCAGUCCCACCUUUUCCAAUGCUCUGCCUCCAGUGUACUGCAAAAGCCUUCAAAACCUGUUUUUGGAACUCCUCCUGGGACUAGUAAGUCUGCUCAGGCUCGAAUCGGGAGGCCUCCCGUUGAAGGACGUGGGAAAGGCCAUUUACUUCCUCGGUAUUGGCCUAAAUAUACUGAUAAAGAGCUUCAGCAGAUCUCUGGGAAUUUGAAUAUGAACAUUGUACCUCUUUUUGAGAAAACUCUUAGUGCCAGUGAUGCCGGUCGCAUUGGUCGUCUAGUUCUUCCAAAAGCCUGUGCAGAGGCAUACUUUCCUCCCAUUAGUCAGUCAGAAGGCAUUCCUUUGAAAGUUCAAGAUGUGAGGGGUAAGGAGUGGACCUUCCAGUUCAGAUUCUGGCCCAAUAACAACAGUAGAAUGUAUGUCUUAGAAGGUGUCACUCCCUGCAUACAGUCCAUGAGGCUACAAGCUGGUGACACAGUAACUUUCAGUAGGGUUGAUCCUGGUGGGAAGCUGAUCAUGGGUGCCAGGAAGGCAACUUAUACUGUAGACAUGCAGGGGUGUGGUUUUACCAACGGUGCCUCAAACGAGGACACGUCAUCGUCUGGUGUUACAGAGAACCCAACCUCCAUAAAUGCUUCCUCGUGUCCGUCACAAAUACUGGAAGAACUGAAAGCUCUGCCUGAGCAUUUGAGUUCACCUCAUGGUGGUAAUGGCUUGAAGAAGAGUGAGGUUAAUGGAGGCAGGAUUUGUGAUGAUCCGUCACGUGUUAAGGAAAAGAAGAGGACAAGAACCCUCGGUGCUAAAAACAAGAGACUGCUUUUGCACAGUGAAGAAUCUAUGGAGCUGAGACUCACAUGGGAAGAAGCUCAAGACUUGCUUCGUCCCUCUCCUAAUGCAAAGCCUACCGUUGUCGUCAUUGAGGAGCAUGAGUUUGAGGAAUUUGACGAACCUCCUGUCUUUGGAAAGAGGACGAUUAUUACUACAAGACCUUCAGGUGAACAAGAACGAUGGGGAUCUUGCGACGACUGCUCUAAAUGGAGAAGGCUACCUAUAGACGCUCUUCUCCCAGCAAAGUGGUCAUGUUCAGACAAUGUUUGGGACAGUAGCAGAUGUUCGUGUUCUGCACCGGAGGAGAAUCUAAAAGAACUUGAGAAUGUUCUUAGAGCUGGAAAAGAGUACAAGAAGAGAAGAAUUGGGGUAAGCCAGACAGCUAAAAAUGAGCAAGAACCAUCGGGUCUGGAUGCACUAGCGAGUGCAGCAGUUUUAGGAGACACUUUAGACGACCCAGAGGUUGCAACCACGACGAGACAUCCAAGGCACAGGGUUGGGUGCUCAUGCAUUGUGUGCAUUCAGCCGCCAAGUGGGAAAGGUAGACACAAGCCCACGUGUGCGUGUACAGUUUGCAGCACCGUGAAGAGGAGGUUCAAAACGCUGAUGAUGAGGAGAAAGAAGAAGCAGUUAGAGCGCGAUGGAGCAGCAGCAGAUGGGGAGAAUAAGGAAGGAGUCGAGCCUGAUAAGAAUGAAGGAGAGAAGGAAGGGAAAACAGGGAGGAUAGAUCUGAACAGUGAUCCUUAUAACAGAGAAGACGUUGAAGCUGUGACGGUGGAGAAACAAGACGAGAGUAAAAAAAGUGAAGAAGGGCUGUGUUGCGGUGUGGCUCAAGGCGGUAAUGUUUUAGGUGAAACGGAGUUGGGAGGAGGAGAGGCUGAGAAAAUCAGUGAAGAGACGAAAGUUGCAAGCUAGGCAAAAAGAGAAGCUAAACAUGUAGCUGCUUUGUAUUCGUAUAUGUUCUCUAAAGAAGACACAAAGAGGAGAAGAAGAGAGGGAGAGAGAGAGGUACAGUUUUGUGUUUGAUUAUGUCAUUAGUUUUAGGCAGGAAUAAGCUUCUGGUCCAAAAGAACAAGAAUGACAAUCUUCUUCUUUUGUGUUUUGGUUUUGUUUCUUUUGGCUUUUUAUGGUAUGUGGUGAGUUUGAGGGGAUGGUUUUAGUGUUUCGGUGUUUGGUGAUGAAACAGUUGAAUUUUUUGUUGUUUUCAUCCUCACAUGAGAAGCAUUAAGUAGGUUAUUAAGAUUCUUCUUCCUUCUUCUUGUUUCAUUUUACGUAUACAUAUUACCUGCUUUAGCUUUACAAAUGUGUAUUGAAAGGUCUUUUCAGCCAGCAUCUAAGAGAAAAUAC